Molecule: messenger RNA, 1017 nt
Organism: Serendipita indica DSM 11827
Lineage: Eukaryota; Fungi; Basidiomycota; Agaricomycetes; Sebacinales; Serendipitaceae
Source: the annotation of a GenBank genome assembly
AUGAGCUACCAAGAUGGCCAGGCCAUCCGUCGUCGACCAGGAUACUUUCAAAGGACACUCAGAGACAAUGGGUCUGAUACAGAUGCGCCAGACGCGCCCAAGGCCAACGAGGAAAACGAACCGGUCCUCCAAGCCAUAUGGCGCGUUUUGUUUGGGAUUGAUUGGAUGUAUAAUCCAUCCGCUGCACUCCGAAUAAUGCUUUCCCCUAUCGUCUUUUACAUGUUGCGGACCAGCUUCGUACCUCCUCAUCUUAAUAAACAAUACCCUUCAAUAUUUUUGCCGUCAAACAGGAUUGAGGACUCUCCUCAAGGGUUUCGACAAUACGCAAAGAGUUACUGGGACAUCGCUUUUGUGGCUUACUAUGUUGUCGUCUUCGCCUGCAUAAGGCAGACCCUGUUCAACUACAUUCUGAAACCUAUGGCGCGCCGUUACGGAAUCCGUAAAGAGAAAAAGGUCGACCGGUUUGCGGAACAAACAUACUCUAUCCUAUAUUUUUGCAUCUCAUCGCCUUUUGGUCUGUAUACAAUGUACAAAUACAUGCCAACGUGGUACUACCAAACGAAGAACUUCUGGAUCAACUAUCCACAUUGGCAAUUACCGGGCACACUCAAGUAUUACUAUCUCGUCCAAGCCGCGUACUGGACACACCAAUUUCUUGUCUUGGCUCUGAAACUCGAAAAGCCGCGAAGUGAUUACGCCCAACUGGUCGCCCACCACGUCGUCACUCUGUGGCUCAUCUUUUGGAGCUAUACCACGAAUCUUACUUUUAUCGGAAAUGCAGUGUUUAUCACCAUGGACGUAUCUGACAUCUUUUUGUCGACCUCAUUGACGUUCAACUACCUCAAGAUGCAAAAGACAAAGACCGCCUUCUUUGCAUUACUUUUUGGGGUGUGGACAUAUACUCGGCAUUACUUGAACCUGCGUAUUCUGUGGUCUAUCUGGCAUGAAUUUGAUCUCAUCCCCCGAGAGAGUCAAGUCUGGAAGCCUGAAGAAGGAUCAUGGAUGGUAUCGUGGUAA